UACGAGUUGAAUGCAAUCACACAUGAUUAUAUAUAAUCUGCGCCGACCCUACCGCUGUCUUACCCCGCCCUCGCCAUAAUCCAUAUAAUCCCACUCACCACAUCCCUUCUAUCCCCUCAUAUCACUCAUGAAACUCUACCCAUCUGGCAUCGCACUCGUCACCGGCGCCGGCCAAGGCAUCAGCAAAGCCGCCGCACUCUCCUUUGCCGAAUCCGGCAUAUAUGGCCUCGUCCUCGCAGGGUGCACACCCGCUCCUCUGCACGCCACUGCGCUUGAAUGCAAAGCCAUAGCCGAGAACACGGAUCUCGACAUCCUCGUCGUCCCUACCGAUAUAAGCAUCGAAGAGUCCAUCAAGAACCUUAUGAAGACCGCUACGAUGGGAACCAAGGCGAAAUUCUCCUCCAUACCAACCGAAGACUGGGUCGCCAUCCAGCAAACGAACAUCAACGGUAUCUUCUGGCAGGUGCGGGAGCAAAUCAGCGUCAUGGAGAAACAAGAACGGCUCAUCACGCCGAUUGUGUCUCCCAAGCGCCCUGCUGAGCGUGGGAGCAUCAUCGUGCUCAGCGCCGCAGCAGCAGUGAUCGCCCUACCCCACAGAGGCACCUACACUCACACCAAAUACACAGCAAAUGGGUUGACGAAAGCUGUGGCCCAAGACCACACCUCGAAUGGCAUCCACAUCAACGCCAUCCUCCCAGGCUACAUCUACACCAAGGGUCUCGCUUCGCACCCUGCCGCCAUGCCCGAAGCUGCGAAGCGCAUCAUCGAUGGGUGCCCUCUUGGCCGGUUUGGAGAGGCGGGGGAAAUUGGCGACCUCAUUGUUAUGAUGAGCUCGCCGAGGAAUGGGUUCAUGGUUGGGAGCAGCGUUUUGGUCGAUGGAGGCCAGACGUUGAGUGGGGAGUAA
Molecule: messenger RNA, 904 nt
Organism: Guyanagaster necrorhizus
Lineage: Eukaryota; Fungi; Basidiomycota; Agaricomycetes; Agaricales; Physalacriaceae
Product: NAD(P)-binding protein
Exons: 3
Coding region: 128-904 (258 amino acids)
Molecular function (GO): oxidoreductase activity, acting on the CH-OH group of donors, NAD or NADP as acceptor
Source: RefSeq, a predicted model, not a curated record